AUGUCGCCCAUCACGCCCACUUUGCCUCCCGCGCAGCUCUCCUCUAGCGAUGCAGCAGACAAAGGCAGCAGAACUGUCACCGCCGUGCCCGUGCCCGUGCCGCCUACCGCCGCCGCGGCGCAACAACAGCCCGCGCGCUCGACCCUGUCGCACUCGCAGCAGUCUGAUCAAGUCGGCCUGCCGCCGCCACCCUCGAAGCCCAUCGAGUUCGAGUCCAACCCCGACGUCAUCGCCCUCAAGUCGGCCAUCGCCGUGCUGCAGAUGCAGAGGAUGCGCGCGACGGCCGACAUCCAGGCCCUCAGCCAGAUCAAGAACGAGGCCGUGGAGCACCCGGACGAGUUCGCCCGAGACUUGGCCAUGGGGAAAGUCGGCCGGGGAGCGCAACCUGACGACGAGACGACCCGCGCAUGGGUCGCGCAACCGAUACCAAAGGCCCAGGAUGUGGUCCGCUGCCCGCCCAUCAACUGGUCGCAGUACGCAGUCGUGGGUGAAUCCCUCGACAAGUUACACGCCGAACAAGUGAGCCGGCCUACGCAGGGCACGCCGGCGACUAUUGGCGCUGGAGGCGUGUAUCAGUUCAAGGGUGGCGAUGGCAAGCAAGAAGAAUAUCCUGGCGUGGCAGCUCCGUAUGCGCCGCUCAAGGACAAGAUUGAAAAGAAGACGAAGAGUAGGAAAUGA
Messenger RNA from Trichoderma harzianum CBS 226.95, 678 nucleotides. RefSeq lists its product as hypothetical. The transcript has a single exon. The coding region runs from base 1 to 678 and encodes 225 amino acids. The record is from RefSeq and is a predicted model, not a curated record. Lineage: Eukaryota; Fungi; Ascomycota; Sordariomycetes; Hypocreales; Hypocreaceae.